AUGUUACUCCCAUCAGCGCUCUCAUGCGACGUGCGACGACCGUCGCGCUUCGCCGCCACCCGCUUCCUCUCGACUCCUCCCCCGUCGGACGACGAAGUCCCCAUGGGCAACGGUCUGUUGGGGACCUGUCGCGCACUACAAUCUCUACUCAACGGGUCCCCGGCGCCCUCCCCGCGACGUUCCAAGCCUGCGCGCCUACAGAGUCCCGUUCAUAUUCGAUCGACGCCUUCUACCCGGUCGCGACGACUUGCAACACCUUCGUCGCCUGGGCGGACACCGCAGCGCCGUCCUCGUGGUAUCAACAAGCGGAGGCGCGACAGCUAUGAAGCGGGUGAAGAUAAUGACAACACCAACAAUGACAACCGCGAUGCGACUGUGGAUCACAGUGCUUCGCGCAAUCAAUUCUCUACACCAAAGCGUCGCCGUCACGCUCCCUACAAUCUUCCGUUAGGCCUGUCGCAGACCGAUUUCUACUCGCUGAACUCUCCACCCACUACCGCGUCUCCUUCAUCCCCUCGUUACCAGAACCAGCAAGACUCGUCCGCGCAACAACCAUACAAUCCCGAUGCCGCGCUUCCGUCAAUAGAAGUAACCGAUGACUCCACACGGUCAAGCCAAUGGACAGAAGAGGACGACCAACGGCUCAUGGAAACUGUCUUCGAGAAAUUCCAACUGUCAAAACAACAAUGGGACGAAUGCGCGCAGCGCAUAGGCAAAGACCAAGCCAGUGUUGAACGACGAUGGCAGGCCCUCGUCGGACAAGGCAAUAUCGGUCUGCGACGAUGA
Molecule: messenger RNA, 786 nt
Organism: Aspergillus glaucus CBS 516.65
Lineage: Eukaryota; Fungi; Ascomycota; Eurotiomycetes; Eurotiales; Aspergillaceae
Exons: 1
Coding region: 1-786 (261 amino acids)
Source: RefSeq, a predicted model, not a curated record